Molecule: messenger RNA, 2721 nt
Organism: Clonostachys byssicola
Lineage: Eukaryota; Fungi; Ascomycota; Sordariomycetes; Hypocreales; Bionectriaceae
Source: the annotation of a GenBank genome assembly
AUGGCAAGCCCGGAUUUGUUUGUAGCGAGCCUCCCAGAGCUUGUGCGCGACUCGCAACUCCAGGCGCGAUUUGAGACCGAUGGGGAGCACCGCUUCGUCGUACACACUCGCUCGUCUAGCCGCCACCUAUCGCAGGAGAAAUGGCGCAGCCAACGAAGGCUGGGAAGCGGGGGACAGGGCGCCGUUGAACUGCAGGUCAAGCAGAUGACGCAGUCUGGUCGGCCUCAGUUGCGAGCCGUUAAAACCCUCAACAUUCCCAACGAGCUUACUUCAUCGAUUGGGAAACUGCACCAAAGAGAGCUCGAGACAAUUGCCAAGUUCUCUCAAGCAAAGUACUCGGAUCAUUUUGUGAAGUCCUUUGGGUGGUUCAUCAGCCCCGGACGCAUACAUAUUGCGAUGGAGUACUGCGAACUUGGUGAUUUGGAAAAGUAUCUCUCGAAGUGCCCAUUGCAUCGAGUAUCAGAGGCGGAAGCACACGAUAUCUCUUCGCAGAUACUUGACGCGCUGUGCAGCAUGCACGAGGAGAAAUAUUGCCACCGAGACCUGAAGCUAGCCAACGUUUUGAUCAUGAGCACUACGCCUUCUUGGUGGAUCAAGCUGGCUGACUUCGGUCUCAGCAAGCGUGAUACAACUAUGGCGCAGACAACAGCAAUUCGUGGGACGAUCAAUUAUAUGCCACCAGAGCUGCUUGGAUAUACUGAUGACUCGGACUCGGCAGACCCUUAUGCGGUGGAUAUGUGGUGUCUAGGACAGGUGGUCUUCAGACUUGUUGCAGGUCAACCGAUGUUCUCGUCUCUGGGCAACCUAUCCCGAUACUGUCGCGGUGAAAUGCAAUUUCCCGAGACGUUACUGAGAAAGUAUGAAGAGAUUGACCAUGAACUCGUGACCUUUACCCAAUCACUCACUAAGCCUCAACCUGAGGAUCGAAUGUCCUCGGAAAAAGCAUCAGCGCACCCAUGGAUUAAGGCAGAGAAACAUUAUCCUCCUCCUAGAAGUUUCAGCCCUGGGUCAAACACAACGACUCCAUUUGUGCAAGAUGAAGACUCUGAUCAACCAUCGGCAACUUGGGCCGCGUCAACAACAAUUAGACUUGCCGAGCACGACACGAAUUCUACCCCUUGGACUGCAUCAGGUAUCACACAAGAUGAAGCUUCUGCUGAGUGGCCGUCUCAAUCUACGACAGAAUCUGUUUAUAGUACCGAAACGCAUACCGCGCAGCCAGCCGCUACCACUCCGAGUAACGUCAUUGAUGCAGAGAAAUACAAGAUUGCUGCGAACCGGUUAUUCAAGGAAGGGAAACACACACACGCCAUCGUCGAGUAUACCAAAGCCAUCGAACUAGAUCCCUCCUCAACGCUCUACCUCGGAAACCGAGCUGCGGCGUACAUGGCUACUGGCCAAUACGAAGCCGCGCUACAUGAUUGCCAAAAAGGCAUCGAAUUGGAUCCAUAUGCUCAGAAAAUCUAUCAACGUCUCUUUCGCCUGUACACAUAUAUGGGCCACCCUGAAAAGUCGAUAGCCAUAUUUGGACGUAUCAAUCCACCCCCGCCUCCCGCAGACAUCAGCAAGACAAACAAGAUGCAGGAGAGUAUUCGGAGGGCACAAAGAAUCAUCAAGGCUGGCACCGACCUAGACCAGGCUGUCCAAGCACUUGAUGAGGCAGAGCUGGGUCUUGCUCCAGGUGCGGAGGUUCCCAGGAAAUGGAGGCUGACGAGAGCAGAAGCCUACCUGGUGAUGAACAACAGCGAAAGUCUGAGUGAAGCCAGGAGGAUCUGCAUAUCGAUUUCCAACGAAGGUCCUGUGGGUGGUGAUGUGCUGACCCUCCAUGGCCGAGUUUCAUACGCAGAAGAUGAAAUGGUGAGAGCUUUGAAAUAUUUCAGAGAAGCACUUGAGCGCGAUGAGACGCGGCAGGAUGUCAAGAAGUGGAUGAACUUGGUAGAGAAAUUGGUCAGUCUCAAGAAAAAGGGAAACGGCUUGUUUAGCGAGGGACGCUUUGCCGAAGCCAGGGAUGUCUACACGGAUGCCAUAGCCACAGACUCCAGGAGCAAACCCAUGAGCGCAAAGCUUCUCGGCAACAGAGCCCAGUGCAACAUCAGGCUUGGGGAUAACGAGAAGGCCAUCGCCGACUGCGACGCCGCUAUCAGGCUCGACCCCAACUAUGUGAAGGUCAGAAGGACCAAAGGGACAGCUUUACAUAAUCUUGGAAGGUUUGAAGAAGCGCUCCAAGUCUUGGAAGAGGCCCAGAGACUUGAUCCUGCAGACAAAGCUACGGUGCAGAAUAUCAAGGCUGCGAAGGCUGCCCUUGCGUCGAGCCGGUUCAGUAAUGGUAUUGACCCGCGCGAUCUCUUUGCGCUAUUCAAAAAGGAUGACGUCUCGGGGAGCACAAGUACGCCUAGUACCUCAGCCGAUCCAAGCAACAAACCACCGCCUCCACCCCCACGCCCCAUCGACCCCAACACUACAUUCAAUAAGCCAAAUAGCCCAGGUGAGCCUGCCUCUGAUGGGACGUUUACGAUCUCCAAUGCCCAAGAGAUUUUCGACAUACUUGCGCGUGAUCACGGCAACCAGCGUGAUGAAAGCAAUGGACCAGGAAAUCCCUCUCGAGAUUCUCGUGUACAAGGCGCCCCGGUCCCUCCUGAAAGCCGCAAAUUCAAAGUCACCAAUGCCAAAGAUAUCUUUGAGGAGAUGAAGCGAAUGAACCAAGGCGGAGGGAGAGCCUAG